UCUGCUCUUGAAAUUAGAUAUGUAUGUGAGUUUGACAUUUAUAUAAAUUCACUGUUUCAGGUAUUCAAAGAGUUGCAAUGCAUAGACAGUGAUCGCAAGUCACUCUAUUGUGUCUUUGCCGGUAUGGCCCAAGAAGAGGCUGACAGACUUGUGCACACCAGUAUUCCUGUCAAUAAAGGUAAAUGUCCAGUAUUCAAAGAGUUGCAAUGCCUUGACAGUGAUCGCAAGGGCCUCUUUGUGUCUUUGCCGAUACCACUGAAUGAGCGGCAUGGGUCAGACGUUGACAAACAGCGACUUACAGGCACAUUUAAGUUGUUUGGGUUUCAUGUCAUGCAUUUUGACAAUCCCGACUAUGAGCAAAUAAACCAGUACUUCAAAAGGCUUCGUGCUGAUGUCCGACUGGCUUUUAUUUCCUGCUUGGCUGUAUGUGUUAUGACUCAUGGAGAUGAACAAGAUCAGAUCUACCUCCAUGACCGUUCUUGUUUGUCAGUUACUGAUCUUAGAAAACUUUGUUCUAGUCGGGUUCUUCUUAACAAACCUAGACUUUACUUCGUUCAGGCAUGUAGAGGAGAAAAGGCCUUAAGACCAAUGUUUCUGCAACAAGAUGGCGCAGUUGUUGCUCACCAGGAGAGUGACUGCCUCAUUUCACAAGCAACAAUAAGAGGAUACUCUGCCUUUAGGAAUCAGAUGGAGGGAUCUUGGUACAUCACUGACCUGUGUCAAGCCUUACAAAAAUAUGGUCAUAUUCUGCCAAUCAAGAAUGUGUUACAAAAAACAAGAAAGAAUCUGAAGGAACGUGUUGAAAGCAUGAAUAAUACAUAUAUAACUCAGCUUUCAGAGGACAAGGAUACCUUAACCAGGGAUGUUCAAUUGGUGAGAGCUGACUUGGAUCAUUUUACCGAUGGUCUCAUGGAUCUGAUUGAGCUUGAGGUAACAGAAAAACUUCUGGAGGAAAAACUGGAUGAGGCUUUAUGUGACAUAUUUAACCAAAAUGUAAUGGCAGAUAUAAAUCACCAGCUUGGAUGAUUUAGAAUGUAACAGCAAUUUCAUUGAUUUAGGGAAACAUCAUAUGGUGUAGAGUGCCUUCUAAAGGAUCAGAAGCACCUAUGAUUGAAUUUUGUAUUUAUUUUUUGUGGCAGAUCCAGGGUUUCAGUCUUUAGUGUAAUAAAUUGCACUACUACAACAGGUGUAUUUAGCAUUAUGUGAAUGAUUUAGGUAACAGUGUUAAUUAAGUUGUGUCAAAUUACAAUAUUCAUGCAUAUAUACUCCAUGUUUAGUCCUUUUUCACCUUAUGGAAACCAUAAAUCUUAGAUCUCCUAAUUACUGUUGACUUAAUGUAUACAUUACUCUACACAAGAGUGCCAAAGUUUUCUCCAGAAUGCUUAGAAAAUGCCCAUAAAUAUGUUAAGACCCACCCCCUUUGUAACAUCCUGGAUUUGCAAAUAUAUAAGAUAUGUUCCAAUCCUUGUAUGUAAAAUACUACAGUCUAGAAUUUUUAGUUUUCACACUUUGUAUGAAAUAUAUGUCAGUGUAUAUGAUAAAUAUGAAUAUAAUUAUAUGUAAAAGAUAAAUAUGAUCAUUUAUGAUAAAUAUGAAUUAUUUAUUAUACACAGUUAUUCAUGAUGAAUAUAUAUUUUUUAUGAGAUAAUUCAGAUCCAUAGAUAUUCUGGAUAUACACCAGUAAAGAAUAAAUCUUAUAGAAGUGA
Messenger RNA from Penaeus chinensis, 1706 nucleotides. Its product is annotated as caspase-8-like. Gene Ontology annotation, biological process: proteolysis. The record is from RefSeq and is a predicted model, not a curated record. Lineage: Eukaryota; Metazoa; Arthropoda; Malacostraca; Decapoda; Penaeidae. The transcript is spliced from 8 exons. The annotation marks the transcript as partial. Gene Ontology annotation, molecular function: cysteine-type endopeptidase activity.